AUGGCCAUACACAAAAAUGAAAUCUCUGAGAGAGAUAUGCAGAAUAUUCAUGAGUUGAGAAGUUUAGUCAAAGGCGAUCUGACGUCUUACUACGAUACCGAUUUCAAUCUUCUACGAUGGCUACAGGGUCAUUCCAGCUUGAGUAUUCCAGAGAUUGCAAGAAAGCUGACGCAUCAUCUCAAACUGCGCAAGUCUUAUUGGGAUCUGGAUAGUUACACUCAGGGAGAGCGUAAUCAUCCCAUUCACAAUCAUUGGCGUAGAGGAAUCACCGGCAAAUCUCAAAUUCUUGAGAAUGUGAUAGUGAAUGUUGAGCAGUGUGGAACAACUGAUUAUAGUGGCAUGAUGGAGAGCUUCUCAGUAUCAGAAAUAAUGAGAGCUCGUACAUACGACCUCGAAGAGAUGCUCGCAAGUUGUAUGCGAUUGGAAGAAGAAACAGGAAAGCAAGCAUGGAUUCUCUACGUGAUGGACAUAACAGGCUUAGAAUAUAAUAAAAAACUGUAUGACCUUGUGACUGGAUCAAUGAAAGCCUUGGCAGAUUUCAUGGCUGAGCACUACGUGGAGAUGAUCAAAUUUUUUGUUCCUGUUGCUAUGCCAACGUUUGCCACAGCAUUAUAUACAGUACUGCGACCUCUGCUACCAGAAAGGACAAAGCAUAAGGUUGUUAUGUUAUCGUCAGCUCAUUGGAAAGAGGAAAUUCUCCAAUACGCCCAAGCUGAUGCUUUGCCCAGCUUCUGGAACGAAGGGAAGCAUUCCUUCUCAGCUAAGCUCGAAUUGCCAUGCAAAUAUCCAAUCGAAAAGUACUAUGCCAAUCUCAAGUUGAAAGCUCCAGUUAAUGCCGAACAUCUGAACAUCUUGGCGGGGAAGUCGCAUGUUCAGACUUUUGAGCUGAAAAAGAAUGAUCGAAUCAGCUGGUGGAUCAUGGGCAACCGUAAUAUGGGUUUCGGCUUCUUCAAAGCUGAAAAAGAAAAUGAGAACGAUUUCGACAUAAUGAGUCAGAUAACCCCGUCUUUCCCCGGAAUGCCAGGACCACUGUUAGUCCCAUUAGAAGAGGAAGUCACAAUCAAAGAAGAUGGAACUUACAAGAUUUGGUUAGAUAACUCACGUUCGUGGUGGUUUACCUUAACAGUAACACAGCUAAUUGAGAUACACACAGUAGAUUCAUAA
This is a messenger RNA of Auanema sp. JU1783, 1164 nucleotides long. NCBI's taxonomy places the organism in Eukaryota, Metazoa, Nematoda, Chromadorea, Rhabditida, Rhabditidae. The record is from the annotation of a GenBank genome assembly.